GUUUCUCUGAGAAAACCUGUUUUUGGGUUUCUCUUUCUAAGGUAAAGGAAUCAAAAUGGGGAAGAAUGGAUUGUACAUAAACGUACCGAAUGUUUUCCGGUGCCCAAUUUCGAUGGACGUGAUGAAAUCUCCCGUAAGUCUCUGCACAGGAAUCACUUAUGACCGCUCCAGCAUCCAGCACUGGCUUGAGUCCGGCCAUGAUACCUGUCCCGCCACCAUGCAGGUCCUAUCGUCCAAGGACUUCGUCCCUAACCUUACUCUUCACCGUCUGAUCAACAUGUGGGUUCAGUCUUCCACUCGCCGGCCGGAAUCUGAGUCUUCGGUGAUCUCGGAGGAGGUCGUUAAGGUUUUGAUGGAGAAGAUUGAAAGAGAGAGCUGUGUGGACUCUUUGUCUAAGGUCGUGGAGCUUGUUAGCUCUUCUGAAGAUAACCAAAGGUUCCUGGCGCGAUUCGGCGGGUUUAUUGAGGUGAUUUCCGGUGUUUUGAGGAAGAAAUGCGUAGAGAUCGAGGCUUUGGAGCUGGUGGUUAGUGUUUUCAAUUCGAUUUUGAGUGAAACUGGAAUCAAAGAACGGUUGAAUGGAUUGAUCCUCAAAAGCAACCAAGAAUCGGAUUGCAUUUCUUCCAUCAUUUCAAUUCUUCGGGACGGAAAACUGAAAUCUCAGAUCCAAUCUGUUCGUUUGCUGGAAUCAAUCGCAAUCGACGAAGAAUCGAAACGCAAAAUCGCCGAAUCGUCGGAAUUUUUUCCUAUCCUACUCAAUCUAAUGAGAACCAGUGCCGAUCCCACCCUAAACGACACCGUUUCAUCUCUGUUAAUCACCGUCGCCGAAACUCCCAAAGCCAAAUCCCAGCUGGUCCAAAACGGCAUCGUAUCAAUCCUCUCGUCCACCAUAACCGACCAGAACAACAAAAACCACGACAAGGCGAUGAAGCUGCUGGCGGCGGUGAGUAGUUGCAGCGAAGGGAGAUUGGCAAUAAGAGAGGACUCUAAAUGCGCUGCGGGGAUAGCGAAUAGGCUGCUGAAGGUAUCCAAAACUGCGGCGGAGGACGGGGUUACGGUGCUGUGGAGCAUGUGCUGCACGCACAAGGACGAGAGGGUGAAGGAGGCGUUGGUGAAGAGCGAUGCGGUGGCGAAGUUGCUGUUGGUGAUGCAGAGGGAAGGAGAGGAGGGGGUGGUGAGGAGGAGGUGUGCAGAUUUGAUCAAGGCAGUGAUGGCGGGAUGCAAAGGCGAGUAUUUGGCCGGUUAUCAGACCAAAACUACCCAUAUCAUGCCUUGUUGAUUGUAAAACAAUUACAGAUUUUUUUCUUUUAAAGAAAGAAAAAAAACUUCUUUUUAGAUACAUACACAGAAGCAAGGAAAUUCAAAAUACAGGUAAUGGUUAGGAAGUUAGUAAAAUUAGUUUGUUAAGAGCUGAAAUUUUUUAGAAUAGUGAACAUUUCACACCCUCAUAUAAAGAUGCAACCAUUAGGUCACAAGUUGGUGAAGUUGACGGCGGUGGGCAGAAUUCCAAGCACUUACUUUUCUCUCACCCAAACUCAAGUCCUAAGGCUUGGUAACAAGCAUUGAGGCAGAGGCCCGGUUGGUCCUUAAAACUACAUUUAAACGAGUGUGUUGUGUUGCACGUGGGACCACAUCCUAACUAUAAACUUCAAUAUCAAAA
This is a messenger RNA of Rubroshorea leprosula, 1657 nucleotides long. The record is from the annotation of a GenBank genome assembly. NCBI's taxonomy places the organism in Eukaryota, Viridiplantae, Streptophyta, Magnoliopsida, Malvales, Dipterocarpaceae.